Colletotrichum truncatum is the source of this 729-nucleotide messenger RNA. The record is from RefSeq and is a predicted model, not a curated record. NCBI's taxonomy places the organism in Eukaryota, Fungi, Ascomycota, Sordariomycetes, Glomerellales, Glomerellaceae.
AUGAUGCCGGGUGGUGGUUUGGGGAUCUUUGAUGGCUGCACCAGUCAGUUCGGGUUCCAGUUUCCUGGUGCUCGCUACGGCGGUGUUUCCGUUCGCAGCGAAUGCUCGGCCCUGCCUAUCAAACUCCAGACAGGUUGCCAAUGGAGAUUUGACUGGUUCAUGAACGCGGACAACCCAAAUUUAUCCUUCACUCAAGUUCAAUGCCCGGCAGAGCUUGUAGCCCGAUCUGGCUGUCGACGAACCGAUGACAACAGCUUCCCUCCUUUUCAGAUGCCAACCAAUACAACUUGGCAGCCCCCAGAGUCAACGGAAACGGCCGGGCCGAAUGAACAGUGCGAUAGCAUUACAUGGGAUGCUCAGAAAAAGUGCCCUUCUAACUAUUACUGUAGAUAUGUUACGGAUUACUACUGGCAGUGCACUCAAGGCACUAACCCGACAGUUUCGUCGUCAUUGCCGUCAUUGCCGUCUCUGUCUAGUCCACGACCCUCACCCACCCUGAGCACAAGCUUCCGCGCUCUCACCACUCUUCCGCCAACAUCAAGUCCGUCAAGCUCUACUCUGUCAAUACCUACUAGUGUUGCGACAACAUCGGGGUUAGUUAGGGGAACGGUGCCUGUUUGGGCUCAAUGCAAUGCUGACGCCUGGCCUACGCCAUCGGGAUGUGCCAUUGGAGCUGCGUGUGUUUCACUCAACCCAUUCUAUUGGCAAUGUCAACCCACGGGAAUAUGA